Blepharisma stoltei is the source of this 973-nucleotide messenger RNA. The record is from the annotation of a GenBank genome assembly. NCBI's taxonomy places the organism in Eukaryota, Ciliophora, Heterotrichea, Heterotrichida, Blepharismidae.
AUGCCCAAGAAAAAAUAUUUGAUUCCUCACCCUCCUCCUGCGAAGUCUCCCACAAAUGCCCCAGCAAUAUCUCUAAUUUCCCUCAUCUGUGAGUGAACCAAAAAAAUUUAUUUUCCCAUAAGAGGCUUUUAAAAAUAUAUAAAAAUUUUUAAUAAAAUCUUUUUUUUAAUUUAAAAAAAUCCCAAUUCCUAAAAAUUAGAAAGUAAAUAAUCAAAAUUUAUUUUUUAAAAUUGUUUUAAAUUUCAAAUAAUAAUUCUCACUUAUAUAUCAAAAUUUUUAUAUUAAAAAAUUUUUGUCAAUAAAAAUAGGGAUUUUCCAAUGGUUUCGUUCGCUUACAAAGGAAGGGGGAGUAAUAGGAAAAAACUCAUCCCACUGAACGUUUGGGAAAGCAUCUCGCUUUCGUUAUUUAAAAAGAUCAAUAACCCCAGAUUUUACAACACUCCCCUCUACCCUAGGAAAGCGUACUACAACCUUCGGAUACGGCAAAAGAUGAAUUCCUCAGAACUCUAAAGGAAGAGACUCCCCGUCUCCUACAACUUAUCAUCCUCCUUCCUGUUUUGAUCUGGAGAAAAAAGCCCCUAGUUUCGGUUUAAGGUGUCAUACAGAUCGUACAGUUGAAACAAAAAAAGCAAUCCCAGGUCCUGGAUCUUACAACCCUUAUAGCCCUAUGGGCCACCGAGGACCUAAGUUUACAUUUAGUCCAAGAAUAGAGCACCGAAUGAAAGCAUGUACCCCACCGCCUGAUAAUUAUUGCCCAAAUUUUAAUCUUGUAGAAAAAGCAAACUAUUCAGCAAUUGGCUUUGGGAUUGGUGAUCGAAGCAAAUCUCCUUUAAGUAGAAGAGAAUCAAGUCCUGGGCCUGGAACUUAUGAAAUCCCGAGUGGAUUUCGAUCUAACAAUUCACGUCCAGGAAGCCCUGGAAGAUCGGUGACCCCGCUGCUAUCAAGAAGGCAUUCUACUAAAGCUAAAUAUUAA